This is a messenger RNA of Phragmites australis (common reed), 1197 nucleotides long. RefSeq names its product isopentenyl-diphosphate Delta-isomerase I, chloroplastic-like. Gene Ontology annotation, biological process: isopentenyl diphosphate biosynthetic process. Gene Ontology annotation, cellular component: cytoplasm. The transcript has 4 exons. Gene Ontology annotation, molecular function: isopentenyl-diphosphate delta-isomerase activity. The record is from RefSeq and is a predicted model, not a curated record. The coding region runs from base 91 to 579 and encodes 162 amino acids. Lineage: Eukaryota; Viridiplantae; Streptophyta; Magnoliopsida; Poales; Poaceae.
GGACUCUCUAGUAAGCGCCGUGGCUAAACGGCCCGCACCGAGCAGCUAUCGUCAGCCCGCAAAUCCGGCCGCUCGCGCGUCCCCCGCAACAUGGCGAUGGUGGCGGCACGCCCCCUCGUGCUCCUCACGUCCGCCUUGGCGGCCCUCGGCGUUGGGCCUCGGGCAUGGCCCCGCCUAGCCGUUUCCUCCUCCACCUCCGCCUCGGGGCUCCCCAGGCCGGCGGUCGCCCUCUGCUGGCGCCGCUCGUUCGCCGCCGCGGCCGGCGGCGCCGUGAUGGGGAAGGCUGGCCCCGGAGCCGUCGACACCGACGCGGGGAUGGACGCCGUCCAACGGCGGCUCAUGUUCGAGGACGAGUGUAUUUUAGUGGAUGAACAAGACAAUGUCGUCGGCACGAGUCCAAGUAUAACUCAAAGGUCUGCGACAAAAGUGACAUUUCCACUUGUCUGGACAAACACUUGCUGCAGUCAUCCUCUAUAUUGUGAGUCUGAGUUGAUUGAGGAUAAGUGCCUAGGGUCAGAAACGCAGCGUUGCGUAAGCUGUUUGAUUAACUGGGAAUUACGGCUGAAGAUUACCAGUUGACCAGUUCAUUCCGCUCGGGCGGAUGCUCUACAAGGCUCCCUCAGAUGGCAAAUGGGGAGUAAAUACUUGCACUCUAUUACUUGCUGGAUUUCUACACUUCUAUUUGGUUCAGCUGUCUGUUGCUCCUCUCCACUAUUUCAAGAAGUGUCUUAAGACCUUUGAAUUUGUCGAUUUCUUGUCAUUUCAGUGGACUGCUUCCUGUUCAUGGUCCGUGAUGUGAAGCUGAGUCCCAAUCCUGAAGAGGUGGCCAACGUCAAGUACAUGAACCACGAUCACCUGAAGGAGCUGAUCAGGAAAGCAGACGCAGGGGAAGACGGCGUUAAGCUGUCCCCUUGGUUCAGGCUGGUGGUUGACAACUUCCUCAUGAGCUGGUGGGAUCAUGUCGAGCAAGGGACUCUGCAGGAGGCCGCCGACACGAAUACAUCCAUAAGCUGUAGUCACGUAGAUCACUAAGUACUGUUUUGCUCCUUUGAGAAAUAAGCGCUGCUGCUGCUACUGCUGCUGCUGUGGGAGCAUGUUUUGUAACAGGUGGUUUUCUAUGCAAAUAAUCCAUGUAGAAAUACCAGAAUGUUCUGAUAUCCAAAAUGAUAACAAUUAUCAUUGAGGCCUCUUUCGAAA